AUGUCUAACGUCCUCUCCCUCCUAGGCUGGGCCUUCUUGCCCAAUCUAGCCACCGGCUGGGUGCAGUCAAUCUACUACGGCAUCGUCAUCCGUGCCGGAGACCCCAAGCCGCAGCCCGGUUCCGCAAAGUACGCGAUGCACCGUCGUCGAAUCCACAUCCUCGUCGUCUCCUUCUACCUCCUCUACACCCUCGUCGAGGCCGACCGCACCCUCCGCGUGCAGGGCACCUUCUACACCGACCUCGACGUCGCCGCAACCGCCCCGGUGCGCAUUAUCAAGUCUCGCUUCCGUCGCCUCGCCGCUGUCUACCACCCGGAUAAGGCGGGCAUCGGCGGGGACACGAGCGCCGCCGCUGCGCGUUUCAUGCACCUCAAGACCGCCUCCGAGACGCUCUCGGACCCGGCCCGCCGCUUCGCCUACGAGCGCUUUGGCCCCGAGGUCGGCGCCUGGCAGAACUGCAAGACCGUCCACGACUACGUCUCACGCGGCAUAUUCCAGGGGACGAUCCCGUACUACGGCCUCGCGGCCGCCGCCACCUACGGGCUGGGCCUGCUGGGGUAUCUCGACUGGGGACGGUACUGGCGCUGGGUCAUCCUCGUCACCUUCUUCGUCGCGGAGCUCAUCGUCGUCACGCGUCCCGAAAUGCCGCCCUUCCUCGCCGUCUUCAACACGGCACUCAGCACGGCCCUGCGCCGCCCGCCGUACCUGCAGUUCCAGCUCGUGUCUCUGGCUCGCCAGGCGGCCGUCACGAUAUACAUCGCCUUCGGCCAGAUCGGGCCGCUCAUCAAUCCGCAGGGCCAGGCGGCGCACAAGGCGGCCGAGAGCUCGGCCGCCGCCGUCGACGAGGGUCUGCAGCGGCUCGAGGCGAUCACGCGCGGCCUCGACAGCGAAACGAGCAGGCUGCUGGAGAUGGAAAUGACCCCGUUCGCCGGCGAUAAGGAGGCGCUGAGUAGUGUCCGCUCCAAGGUCAAGGACUGGCUCGUGCAGAACACCAUCCGGGCGGAUCCGAUGGUCAGAGAUGCCAUCGGCAAGUCAUUCCAGAAGCGGAGGGUCGAUGCGCCUGCGGGUGCCAAGGGCAACAGAUAG
Messenger RNA from Colletotrichum graminicola M1.001, 1086 nucleotides. Its product is annotated as DnaJ domain-containing protein. The coding region runs from base 1 to 1086 and encodes 361 amino acids. The record is from RefSeq and is a predicted model, not a curated record. Gene Ontology annotation, cellular component: endoplasmic reticulum. The transcript has 2 exons. NCBI's taxonomy places the organism in Eukaryota, Fungi, Ascomycota, Sordariomycetes, Glomerellales, Glomerellaceae. Gene Ontology annotation, molecular function: misfolded protein binding; protein-folding chaperone binding.